Camelina sativa (false flax) is the source of this 721-nucleotide messenger RNA. RefSeq lists its product as uncharacterized. The record is from RefSeq and is a predicted model, not a curated record. NCBI's taxonomy places the organism in Eukaryota, Viridiplantae, Streptophyta, Magnoliopsida, Brassicales, Brassicaceae.
CAUCUUAUCUUCCUCGGCUCAAUUCAAUCGCAGCCACACCAAAUUGAGAGCCUUUUUGAGAUAAUCAGCAAAGUGUGAAGUGAUCAGACUGUGAAACGAAGAAUGAGCUCAUGGGUUUGCUCUUACGUGACUCGAAACGUCGUAAUCGCCGAUUAUUCACAUCCCAAACACCUUGAUUUCCCGGCGACGGUUCAGAGAAGCUCCGUCAGCUUUCCGGUAACAUAUUCCCCGAAAUUUCCGUCUUUGAAACUCCAAAAGUCUCAAUCGUCUUCGUCUUCGAGUCAUGAAGUUGAAGAAGACCCGGAAGCAGUCGUACAAGCCCUCACUAUUCCGGACGAGUGGUUGCUCCCUUCUAGGGCCAUUGAGGAAUCUGAGUGGUUGAGAGUCACUUUGCACAAAUGGUUGGAUGAUGAGUAUUGCCCUGAGCCAACCAAUGUGGAGAUCAGUGAAGUAGCUGCAAAGUCUUACUACAAUUCAUUGCUAGAGAAAGAAACUGACGUGGGCGACAUUUUGAUGAAGAUGGCUCAAGAUUUAACCUCUAUUUCAUAUAAAGAAAGCUUCCAUGGAGCUUUCACAUCCGCGAAUGCAGCUAUUAAUUUGAUUGUUGACAGAGUAGAAACCGGCAUACUCUAAUCUAGUAUAGUUUAGUUUAGUUCCUUUAAAGGGUUCAAGAACAGUGUCUUUUGUAUAUUAUGGAUUUGAGUUUUGCUAUUUCACUUGA